This is a messenger RNA of Staurois parvus, 459 nucleotides long. Lineage: Eukaryota; Metazoa; Chordata; Amphibia; Anura; Ranidae. The record is from the annotation of a GenBank genome assembly.
GAUCAGCUGUGUCCAAUCACAGCUGAUCACAUCUGUCACGCUGACAACUCGAGAGGAGAGCUGGUAAUCGGCAUUCCGCGGAGGGAGAGGACAUGUACACUGAUCAUCAGGGCACUGAUGAUCUGUGUAGCCUCAGCAGUGCCACCUGUCAGUGUCCAUCAGUGCCUCAGUGCUCAUCAGUGCCCGUGCCAGUACCCAUCAGUGCCACAUCAAUGCCACAUAUCAGUGCCUACCAGUGCACAUCAUGCCACAUAUCAGUGCCCAUCUGAGCUGCCUUUCAGUGUCACCCAUCAAUACCAAUCAGUGCCAAUCAGUGCCAGUCAGUGCCACCUGUCAGUGCCAGUCAGUGCUGCCUAUCAGUGCUGCUUAUCAGUGCCAUGUAUCAGUACUGCCUUUCAGUGCCCAUCAGUGAUGCCUGUCAAUGCCCAUCAGUGCCACCUACCAGUGCCUCCUCAUCAG